Pogonomyrmex barbatus (red harvester ant) is the source of this 1701-nucleotide messenger RNA. Its product is annotated as nose resistant to fluoxetine protein 6-like. The record is from RefSeq and is a predicted model, not a curated record. Gene Ontology annotation, molecular function: acyltransferase activity, transferring groups other than amino-acyl groups. Lineage: Eukaryota; Metazoa; Arthropoda; Insecta; Hymenoptera; Formicidae.
AUUAAAAUCAAUGUUUAAUAAACUGUAAAAUUAACUUUUAUUACGAAAAUAAAAGUGACUAUUAUACCAAAGUAGCAUUAUGUCACAACGGCAACUUGCAUUUAUUUUAUGUAUUUGCAUAAAUAUUGCCAAGUUAUCUUGUGUUCCCGCACAAACUUGCAAAUCGAUUGAUAAUGUUAAUGCCAACAAUAAUUAUAUACUGCCCGCUUAUGCUAUUGCUUCGUUAGCUUCACAACUUCCUAAUUCGACGUUAUGCGAAAAGGAAUUGCAAAGCUUCCGAGAUGCUGUUGAUGAACGGAUAUUCUGGAGUUUGAAAGUAUUGGAUUCUAGCGGCACAUUUCAGUCAGGUUUCCUUUUUGGAAAUAAUUUUUGGCUGGGCAGUCGUAUCCAAUGUGUCGAUGCAAUGAAUAAUAUUCCUCUGCAGAUCUCACAACGGCAUUCAUUAAACAAAACAUUAUACCAUAAUUCACAAAUGGAAAUUCCACCUUUUUCCGAUUCUUGUUCUCCACACAUAAUAAAAAUUGUUUUUCUGUAUGCAGACAAUAAAGUAUGGACAAGUAAAGUCACCUCUAAUUUCAUCUUUCAAAUAGUAACCAAUGCAAGCUUAUCGGUCGAUACUUUUUUUUUUUUGAGUGGAUUCUUGAUGUCCUAUUUUUAUCUAAAGGAUAAAAUGGAUAAAAAUCGAAUGCAACCGCUUACUUUCAGAGCAAAGCUAAAUGAAUUCCUCAUCAUGGUAAUAAGACGAUUUAUCCGACUGACUCCGGCUUACGUAAUGACAUUAUUGAUAUCGCAAUUAAGCUCAACCUGGCUCGACAAAAUUUCACCGUUUUAUUUAUAUGAAAGACCGCAUGAGAAUUGUCCGAAAUAUUGGUGGAAAAAUCUUUUGUAUAUAAAUAAUUUUUCCCCUAUUAAAAACAUGUGUAUGAGUUGGAGUUGGUAUUUAUCCGCCGAUAUGCAAUUUUUUAUAAUUGGUCUAGCGCUGUUAAUUUUGUCAACAACAUAUUUUGUCAUAGCUGUCGUUAUAUUGGUUUCACUUUUAAUCGGCUCGAUUAUUUUCACCGGUUAUCUUUCAUACAUCUACGAAUUUAUUCCGACAUUUGAUGAACAGCAAAGACUUGCAGAUGUGUUAUAUUUUCCAUCAUGGGUUAGAAUAAGCCCAUAUAUUAUUGGAAUUAUAAUAGGCUACAUUUCAAUACGAUUAAACGGAAAGUUUGUUUUGAAACGGAGAACUGUAAUAUUAUGUUGGUGCCUUGGUAGUGCUUGUAACCUUAGCAUGUUAUUUGGCAUUUACAAGCGACAGGUACCCAUUCUAUAUUCCACUUUUUAUAUCGCAUUCCACAGAGGCAUUUGGGCCAUUGGUAUAGCAUGGAUUGUAAUAGCAUGUCUUACGCAACACGGUGGUAUCAUUAACGAUAUUUUAUCAUUCAAAGGCUGGGUUCCUUUCAGUAGAUUGUCGUAUUGCGCUUAUCUUAUAAAUCCUUUCAUCAUACACUUUUUUCACCUGCAAACUGAAAGAUCUGUCCAUUUUGAACUCAUAUCCAUGAUUGUCACGUCCAUAGGAUUUUUGGGAAUCAUUUAUUUCUGUUCCUAUAUAUUAUCCUUACUCGCAGAAACACCGUAUUCUUUAUUACUGAGAAAAAUUAUGCAAACUCGCAAUAGACUAAAGUACAAGUGGCGUAACAGUGAGAAAUUAUAAUUUCG